Messenger RNA from Penicillium cosmopolitanum, 693 nucleotides. RefSeq lists its product as uncharacterized. Gene Ontology annotation, molecular function: DNA-binding transcription activator activity, RNA polymerase II-specific. Gene Ontology annotation, biological process: regulation of transcription by RNA polymerase II. Lineage: Eukaryota; Fungi; Ascomycota; Eurotiomycetes; Eurotiales; Aspergillaceae. The coding region runs from base 1 to 693 and encodes 230 amino acids. The record is from RefSeq and is a predicted model, not a curated record. The transcript has a single exon.
AUGCUCCAUCUGGAGCUGCUUCGCCAUCUGAUCAACAAAGAUCUAGCGCUCUUUGGUUAUGAGAAAUCCAAGUUCGGAAUUCUUAGUCCGGAAAUCAUGGACAGAUUGUUCAGUGCACCCUAUUUGAUGAACCAAAUUCUUGGGUUUACCGCACUGCAUUUAAGCAUCAUUUAUCCGACUAGAAAGCAAGAAUUUCGAGAUCGCGCAAGUCAGCUUCGAGCCCAGGCAUUCACUUUGUUCAGACUGGAGCAGCCAACAAUUGAUGUCGAAAACUGUCUUACAGUCUUUCUUUUUACAUCGAUUCGUGCUUUUCAUGUGUUUUCUGAGAAAAUGACAUUUUGCCGGGAGGAUUUUGGCGAUUUCCUUCAUGACUUCAUCGAAAUAUUCCAUUUGCACCAACUUGUUCGUGAGGUUACCAAUUUUUCGUGGAGGUUUCUUCUCGACUCACCACUUAAAAACCUUUUAGAAUUAGAAGAAAGUGCAUUGAUCCAGGAGGAUUUGACAGUGGAAUGUUCCGAGCUAUUAGCACUGGUUAGCUCUGCAUCAAUCGAUCCGUCUGCUAGGGAAACAUUUCUGGAGGCGAUCAAGUCUCUGCAGGUGGCUAUCAAUGCAAGCCAAAGGAACCACGCAGACCAAUCGACGAUCGGACCGAUUAUUUCAUGGUUGGUUGUUGUGCCCCCCCAGCUAUCUUAA